AUGAGCCUAUCCAAAGCUGAUUUAAUACCUCGUGUUUAUAACUCCGAAGAGGAUAAUCAAUACAGUAGUUCACUACCUCCUACAUCAUUGACAACUAUGCAAUCAACAAAUAUUACUUGGUAUACAAUUGGUCCGAGAUGUUUAACAAAAGAAUAUUUUAUGUUAAAUUUUCAAUUUGAAGAAGCUUUUAAAUUGGGAUCAUUAAUUCCAACUGAACAAAGUUUAAAUUUAAGUGGACAUAUUGGUGGAUUUCAUUUUACAUGUGAAUUAUUAGGUAUUUUAAUUUAUUCUAACCAAUUCAAUGAAUUGAUGCAAGUUAAAUUUACUUCAACUGUACAAACUUUUUAUAUCAA
This is a messenger RNA of Schistosoma turkestanicum, 353 nucleotides long. The record is from the annotation of a GenBank genome assembly. Lineage: Eukaryota; Metazoa; Platyhelminthes; Trematoda; Strigeidida; Schistosomatidae.